AUUCAAGCCAUCAUCCACACGCCAGCGCACUCUGUCGCAUACGUUGCGCUUGAAUUUGAGAAAAGUGCGAGAAACAUUUCUGAGAACACUCAUCAAGCUCGAUCACGUUUCGACGGAACAUCUCGACAAGAUGAAUACGUAUGCUCAUUAUCGGCCGGCGGAGCGAAGGGAAAAGCGGCAGCCUAUUAUUAUGCUCUUAAUUGAAACAGCGAUCUCGGACGCACAGAAAUGUUCGUCUUGAAUAUCGACGGACGGGAAGAAAGAAACGACGAAAUGCCCGUAGAGACACCGGAAUGGCUGAAUGUAUGCUUCGUGCAAAAGGCUCUGCGAAAAUCGGAGGAGGAUAACUCGAUCAACGUGAUUGAUAUAUUCACGAAACCGGCUACGAAUAAGGGUGACAACUACGGCAGUGAUAUGAUUAGGGCUUUAGUCGAAUACACGCAAGAUCAGGCCGGUCGUAAGAUCACGAAGAAAAAAUCAAUCAUCGUCAAGAUCGCGCCUAUCAACGACGGGAUACGCAAGGAUCUCAUCCUGAAUUCGUCGUUCUUCGAUACGGAAAUGUCGAUGAUGUCAAACACCUUGAUCAAAAUGAAUCAGUUGUUGAAAUUCAAACAUCUCCUAAGCGCCAAAUGUUUGUACACACAGAAGAGAGACAUACCGCUUCUGAUGCUCCAGGACCUCGCGCCUCUCGGUUUCCGUAUGGCCGAUCGGGAGGUUGGUCUCGACCUGGCUCACUGUAUAUUAGCGCUUCAAGGAUUGGCCAAAUUUCACGCGGCAUCUGUGGCUGUUUAUGAAAAGGAGCCGAGUCAAAAACAAUUGUAUGUAAGUGGAACGUUCAAUCCCGAGCACCCGAAGAACUUUCGUGACUACUUCAAGAACACUGUUCAGUCGUUAGGAAAAGAAAUAGAAACUUGGCCGGAAAUGGACCAAAAAUACACAAAAAAGAUUGUUAACAUCGCCAGUAGAACGUACGAGAUAGGGACGAAAGUAAGCAAGCCACGCGAAGGCGAUUUCUGCGUGAUCAACCACGGAGAUUUCUGGGUAAACAACAUGCUGUUCAAGUACAAUGAAGCUGGAAAACCAAUCGAUCAUAUUUUUGUGGACUUUCAAUUGGCUGUUUACACAUCGCCAGCGAUCGAUCUCCUCUAUUUCCUCAGCACAAGUCCCUCCGUGGAGACCAUUGAAGAUAACAAAGAUGUCCUGCUGGACGAGUACCUUAAAACACUAUCGUGCACUAUGAAAGAAAUUGGCUGCAAAACGCAGCCGCCUACCAUAGAAAAACUGAAAGACUCCUUGAAGGAAAGAGCUGCUUAUGGAAUGAUAGCUUCCUUCACGGUGUUGCCGAUAGUGUUGUGCGAGAAGGAAAAUAUAAGAGAUAUCGACGAGAUUAUCGGGGACGAUGGUCGUUACGAAAAUCUGAGUAUAAAGGGUGCACUUUUUCGUAAAAUAAUAUCGAAACGAAUACCCAUGUAUGAUGAAAUGGGUUUAUUGGACUUAUAACGACGUGCUCAAUCUUUCACGACAUAAAGGGGAAGAGCAAAUGUAUUAGAAGUGUAAUGAAUGAGCACGCGCCGAGAUGGUAUCGAAAAAGCAACGAAGCUGCUCGAGACAAGAGCGGCCCACGUGAUCUAACGACAGUUGCCAGCGUGCAAGAAGAAGAAGAAGAAGAAGGAGAACAAGCCGUCGGCGAAGUAAAACACAAAUAAGCUGGUGAGGCACCCGGGCGAAAGAGACGGGCCUAGGCGACAGAACGACGGCUGACGAGAAAUAUAAUCUAAUCGGAAACUUCAAGAUAGUACUUCAAGAUAGACCCGCUAAAUAUUCCCGCUGUGUCGUCGCUGCAAAUUCGAGUAUGUUGUUUUCACACACGUGAACGUGUAAUUAGCUCAAACUUUCUUCACACGAUUCUUGCGAGAUUUGAAACGACAAAACUCGUCCCCAAAAAAAGACUCAGCCAAUCGCACGCUCGUAUGCAUAUAAAUAACACAUUUGGAUUUGCAUCUCGAAUCAUUCGAAUAUAUCGAUACUCGCUUUUCAGGUUCUCACAGAGAAUGUCUAAAAAUCUCCCUCAAACAAGCAGUAUCUGAUCUUGAAAUUUUCACGGAUCACGAAACUUAUAAAGCGCAAGUUGGAGGAACGAGAAUAGUUGCCUUCGCGGUAUUUCAUUUCAAGAUGAUACGUGCGCUCCAGUAGUAUUCUCCACAUGCAACAUUUUUCAUAGGCACAUCCCGCGACAUUUUUUAUCAAGCACGAGCGACGAACUUGCGUAAAAGAGCUGGAAAACUUUACGAGACGUUUCGUUCAGAGGACAAAGGUUAUCCGCGGAUGUCACUUUCCCCAUACUUAUCCGCAAAAAUGAUCGUAAUGCGGAUUAAACAUAAACCGCGGGAGCAGCUAUAGAAGGAAAAUCCAUGCGGUUUUUACGAUCUCAUCGGCAGCAGGCUCUGAUUUCUUCCCGUCUUUAUCACCGACGAAAGAAGCGUCCCAAUUUUAAAGAGCGAUCAUAAAAUGCGCGACUACUUUGUCACGCUUAUAUCAUCAACUCCCGCUUCAAUAUCCCACUUUCGACAGAGUCUCAACGCACGAUCAAGCGCGAGUUAUGAAGAUUCAGUUUCCGCGAAGAAACUAGUCGGGGGGCGUUCGCAGCCGCGGUGGAAUUUAACGCUCGCAGUCGCAAGGGCUUAACAUUCUACUCGCGAAGGGACGCCAUCGCUCCCCUUUUCCCAACAGUGCGGAUGUUUAGCUCCUUUCUUCCAUAUUUUUCGCGACAACGAUACCGCGACGAGGUCCUAACGAGGCAAGUUCGCUUAUAACCAGCGUUUAUGUCAAGAAUGCUUUUCGGGAACAUUCCGCUCGAGGGGUUAGUCCGCGAUAGAAAGUUCCCUGCGACUGGAGACCGCUGUAGUUUAAAGUUAAACUGCAGCAAGAACAUUGUUAUUGGGCAGCCCUGAGAUGGGCUGCUGUCAUCCGUCCGCGACGUCUGCCGCGCGCCUUUGCGAUUAUCGGCAAAUUCAGUUUUCUGGAUUGUUUGCGCGAUUUCAAGUGGCCAUAAUAUAUGGCGAUAAUACAUAG
Molecule: messenger RNA, 3072 nt
Organism: Harpegnathos saltator (Jerdon's jumping ant)
Lineage: Eukaryota; Metazoa; Arthropoda; Insecta; Hymenoptera; Formicidae
Exons: 8
Coding region: 229-1500 (423 amino acids)
Source: RefSeq, a predicted model, not a curated record